AUGGCGUCUGGACAAAGAGAGGAAAAUCGUGCGUCCGCUGCGGCGGUCAGCGCGUUACUGACGAUGUUAGUGUGUGCUACGCUUGAAGUAAACUCGGUAGAGGGGAGGCAAGAACCACACAAGUUCACCAUAGAAGAAUUGUUAUCAUCACAUUUUGAACACAAAGACUCUGGGGAUCUUGGGAUGGAUCCUUGUAAAGCUGAUUUGGUUUGA
Spodoptera exigua (beet armyworm) is the source of this 213-nucleotide messenger RNA. NCBI's taxonomy places the organism in Eukaryota, Metazoa, Arthropoda, Insecta, Lepidoptera, Noctuidae. The record is from the annotation of a GenBank genome assembly.